ACGACGGAUGCUAAAUCACAGUUGACAAUCAAGCCCCCUGUUAUCAUGGCUGCUUCCACCUACAUCCUUGGGUUGUACAUUCUGUAUGGACUGAUUUCCGGUGCAUCAUCACAGAUAAUGAUCUUACCCGACACAAGGCAUGGCGACAAAACAGUCAGCCCGGGAAUUGCAUACGAGACCACAGGUUACGUGGUAGUCACUGUCCGGCUUGAUGCUCCGACGGCCUCUGGAUUGGGGUUCAAAUAUAGCACUUUUCCGAAUGGUGCAAGCUGGGAUGACUUUGAGCGCUUUGAAUACAUGCCCAUCAGUAUCCCCGUUGGGGGUGAUCACGUCAAUUUUACCAUCGGCAUAACGCAGGACAAGAAAAAUGAGACGCACGAUGUCAUCAAACUGAGGUUAACUGACUUCUCCGACUCGUCUGGUGCAUUCGAGCAUUUCAUUCAUAUCGCAGACAAUGACGAUAUCACCAUAUGUACAGGGGAGCGGUCGUUCAGGGAAAAUGACGGCCUAGCCAGAGUUCGACUUUCUCGGCCUGAGGAGAAAUCUGACGGCAUCCUCACGGCGUUUGUCAGCACAAGGACACUUCCUGGCCAGGCUAAAGAGAACGAAGAUUUUAUACCCAUCACAAAUGACAGGGUGGUGUUUGCAAAAAAUGAAAGGUUCAAGGACAUCGAGAUCACUUUGAUCGAUAAUUUUAAAAGAGAAAACGACUCAGAACUGUUUCAAGUGCUGGUGACCGGCGAUGGACUUGUCACCUGCACAACCGAUGUGCUCAUUUAUGACGACGACAUUCCGGAUCCCUUUGACUGUAGAAGAGGUAUAAGCCAGCCUUGCAAGUACAGUGGAACGUGUAACGCGACGAACGGGGCAUGUGUGUGUCCGUCUGGCUACGUAGGGGCUGACUGCAGCAGGCCCAUACCGCGCAUUAAUGGAAUAGGCUGUGACGGACGAUGCAGUCCCGGCGGUGUGUGUAUGUCUGACAACGUUGGUGGGGGCAAGGAAACUAUCACCUGCAACUGCCACCCCGGGUGGACUGGAGCCUACUGCAACGGAACCUCGUACUACCACCAGUGUAACCAGAACAGCUUCAGCGUCUGCAUCACCCCCUACAGCUUCGCCGACUUUGCCGGAAGCGUCCACGUCCGGGGCAACGCCACUGUCGGCGGCUGCUACCUCCAGCGAGCUCCGUCCCCUGCUAACACGGGUGACAAGAUCCCUGACUGGUGCAAAGGCUAUGCAGCCACGUUCCCAUUCAAGGGAGGGCCCUGUCAGAACUUUGGACCUUCCAAUAACGGAGGAAACAAGACGUACGUUCUUCAGCUUAUCGUGCAGUAUACGAAUGGCACCCUCAACCGCCUAGACGAGCUCGUCACCUUCACCUGCCAGUUCGACAACUCCUCUUUGCUCGUCUACAGCAAUGCAGUGGAGACCAACCCAUCCGAGACGGCUCUGGGGAAACAGGGAUCCUCCUUGAUUUUCAAUCCCGUCACGAUGACAGUCACCAGAUCGAACGGGGCGGCUAUCACAUCAGUCCUGCAGCUUGACGAGAUCAUCCAAGUGUGUAUUGCAGUCCCAUCAAGUGACUGGGGCUGCGUGCUGACUCACCAGAUCAUGGUCAACAACACGCUGUCAGGCGGGGACGCUGUGUCAUGGAUGGUGUAUGAUGAAGGAUGUAUCGUCCCUCAGUACAGUGGGGUUGUGGUUGAAAAACCAAUCUUCCCUGCGACAUCGACUAGAGCCUGUUUCAAGCUUCGUAUGACGUCAGUUGGCAGUGUAACCACUUCACACAUGGGCAUCGUCGUUAAAGCGUCCGUAUCUAAUGGAGCAUGUUCCGGUCUAUCGUGUUCAACUGGAUUUAGUUUGAUCAAAGAGGAAUUCUCCACUAAGAGAAAACGUCGUGCGGCACAGGACACUCUAGUGGGAUACGUCAUCGCCUUUGACGGCAACCCCAAUCUCCAGGGUACACAUCCGGGCUCUCCAAGUCAAGGAAACAGUGGUGACGUUCAGACAGAGACCGCCGCAACAGCAACUGCAAGCCAGUUCAAGCUCCCGAUGUUUGUAGGAAUCGGUCUUGGUACCGGUCUCCUGGCCCUACUCUCCGCCGUCCUUGGCUACAUCGUCUGCAGACGUCGCAACAACGUCGACAAGGAAGAUGACCUGCCUAAGGGACAUCCUUCUCCUUACUAUAAAUAAAUAAUCAAGUGACACUUGAGCGUGGAACAGAAAAACAAAAUCUCCAAAAUUUCUAUUCACGCAAGUAAAAAUGAUAACGACGUACUUGGUCAUUUUAUUCCAUUAAACUGCUUUUUAUCGACGAAAGCCUUGAUUAGAUUUAAUAUAAAAAAGAUAAACCAGUGAUAACCAAUGAUUGACGUCUGAAUUUAAAUUGUGUAAAUCUGUUGUUGAGUUUAACCUGAACAAAUUCUUAUUUACUAUCUUAAAUAAAUUAGUUGUCUCGUGCCGAGGCAAACUUUAUCAGAAACACUUCGUCAAACUGAAGUGAGUAUUUGUUUCUUCACUCUUCCUCGAAACAUCUCUUCUAAAUUCGAAAGGAACUCAUGCUAAACUUUCAAAUAAGAAAAUAAUGGCGUAUAAUUGUAAACUUCCUGCAAUAAAAAGCUGGUGUAUA
This is a messenger RNA of Haliotis rufescens (red abalone), 2629 nucleotides long. RefSeq lists its product as uncharacterized. Gene Ontology annotation, cellular component: membrane. Bases 46 to 2193 code for a protein of 715 amino acids. The record is from RefSeq and is a predicted model, not a curated record. The transcript has 17 exons. NCBI's taxonomy places the organism in Eukaryota, Metazoa, Mollusca, Gastropoda, Lepetellida, Haliotidae. Gene Ontology annotation, biological process: cell communication.